AUGCAGACCAUCAAAGAGCUCUCUGAGUUCGAGCUCGACGUUGACCAAGCGACGAUAUACGUGCCUACGUCCGCGUCGUCCACGCCUUACUCAUCACCGCCGCCGUCACCUCCUCCUCUACUACCAGCUAUCGGUUUCCCGGGAUGGCCGAGCCAUCCUGGUGCGUCGUCGCUUCCCGUGCCGCUCGUACUACGCCACAAGAGGACGCGCGUGCUCGUCGCAAUUGAUAGGAGGAAUGGUUACGAGAGCCUCGUGUAUGCCGCGCGCACUGCGUUCCCCGGGCUCUCCGAGCACUACGACGAGAUGUACUUCGAGACAAGCACCAGUAUCAGCAAAGGGGACCGCAAGACGAAGACCGUACGGGUACGCGUCACUCCCGAGGCUUUCAUAGACGUGAUGGAGUUUGGUUCGGCUCGCACGGAGGUCGAAGUUUGUAUACCGAGCAAGUGGAAAGGGCUAUUCGCGUUCGGGCGAUAA
Molecule: messenger RNA, 477 nt
Organism: Peniophora sp. CBMAI 1063
Lineage: Eukaryota; Fungi; Basidiomycota; Agaricomycetes; Russulales; Peniophoraceae
Source: the annotation of a GenBank genome assembly